Dicentrarchus labrax (European seabass) is the source of this 4338-nucleotide messenger RNA. RefSeq names its product transcription initiation factor TFIID subunit 4. NCBI's taxonomy places the organism in Eukaryota, Metazoa, Chordata, Actinopteri, Moronidae. The transcript has 15 exons. The record is from RefSeq and is a predicted model, not a curated record. Bases 6 to 2828 code for a protein of 940 amino acids. Gene Ontology annotation, molecular function: protein heterodimerization activity; DNA binding; RNA polymerase II general transcription initiation factor activity. Gene Ontology annotation, biological process: transcription initiation at RNA polymerase II promoter; DNA-templated transcription. Gene Ontology annotation, cellular component: transcription factor TFIID complex.
CCUCGAUGUCGUCACAGAUCUGUUGGUUCUACUUCUACGCUCGAAAAGCGGCCGGAUCCUCCGCGCAUGCGUACAUUCUACAAUACGAUUUGCACAACGGUCGAACAUCAAAGAUGGCGGGAGCCUCCGACCCGCUGGAGGACAUGCUCUGCACUGAGGUGGACGAGAAGGCGGUCAGCGACAUGGUCGGCUCUCUGGAGUCUCAGCUGGGCGACAGGAAGCCUCCCGCCGCCCCGGGACCCGCCGGACCGGGACCCGCCGCCGCCGGACCCUUCUCAGGGAAAGUACGGGAUCCAGCGGGGUCUCUGGAGCCGCCGCAACAAGGGCAUCCAAAAGCGGGGUUAAACCAGGACCCGGGCGCUCCUGAGCCGCUCACCUCGUCUACCUCGUCUGUGUCCGCCGGGACCGGAACCACCGCCGGAACCGGGCUGCAGACUGCCCCCGGUCCUCCCCUGCCGGCACCCGCAACUCAGCCCGGGUCUGCCGCCGUCCUGCACCGGGCUCCGGUCCUGGGUCCGAGCACCAGCAUUCAAAGUUUGAACGGGACCUCUGGAGCCGUGAAGCUGGUCCCCCCUCCACCCGGGACCAGCACUGUGAUCAGCACCGGCAGCUCCAUGAGCUCCCAGCCCGGUUUCCCUCAGUCCUCAGGGGCUCCCAGCCCGGUGCUGGCCCAGAACGGCGUAGACCCGAAGCUGGGGGCCCCGUCCGCCUCCAGCUCUCAGGUCCUGAACCACAGCACCCCCCUGAAGAUGCUCUCCGGGACCCUGACCAGCACUCCUCCUCCGGUGGUGGUCCAGUCCCCCAUCAUCCAGACUCAGACCGGGACCGGUGGGCCCGGGUUGAAGCCAGCGGUGAACGGGGUGGGCCAGCCCACGGUGGCCGUGGUGAGGCCCCCGGGGGCCCCCGUGGUGGCCCCCUCCAUCCAGCAGCAGAGACCGGCGCUGGUGGCGGGCCCCGUCAGAGCAGCCGCUCCUCAGCCUCAGCUGGCGGUCCGGCCCCAGCAGCAGACCACCAUCCAGCUGCCCCCCGGGUUCAGCAUGCCCUCAGGUAUGGUUCUGGUCCGGACGGAGACGGGUCAGCUGGUGAUGGUCCCUCAGCAGGUUCUGGCUCAGGCUCAGGCCAAGACGCAGCAGAACCAGACGGUGGCGAGCAUCGCUCAGAGACCGGCGACGCCGACGGCCGGCGCCACCAUCCGGGUCAGCACCGCCACCACGGCUCCUCAGACCGUCCGGCUGGCCACCCCCGCUCAGACCAGAAUGGUUCAGUCUCCCUCCACCACCACUGUACAGAAGGCCAUCACGGUGGCCCCGGGCGGUGCCGCAGUGUCGGUGAAGAUGACGACCCCUCAGAAGGCCCAGACGGUGAUAACGGCUGGGGGGACGCCUUUGGCCAAGCCUGCUGGGGUCCCGUCCACCCCCAUGACCAGCACGACGCCCGCUACCCCCACCACGCCCGCCGGAAGAGUCACCGUGGUGUCCCAGGAAAUGCAAGAAAACGUGAAGAAAUGCAAGAACUUCCUCGCCACACUCAUCAAGCUGGCGUCCCACAACUCGCCCUCCCCAGAUACCUCCAAGAAUGUGAAGGCCCUGGUCCAGGACCUGCUCGAUGCAAAGAUUGAGCCUGAGGAGUUCACCACUCGUCUGCAGGCUGAGCUCAAGUCCUCCCCACAGCCCUACCUCAUCCCCUUCCUCAAGAAAAGCCUCCCCGCGCUGCGUCAGUCUCUGCUCAGCAGCCAGCAGUCUCUGGUGACCCCCAGCACCUCCGUGCCCCCGCCAGCCGCCCCCGGCUCCGUCACCACCACCGCCAUCAGACCACGGCUGCCCAUCAGCCCGGCCAGCAGCACCGUCAGAUUGAACCCGCCGCUCACCAACACUCUGGCUGUGGGAAGAGCCGGAGUCCAGACCGUACAGACCCGGACCCCCAUCGUCUUCAGCCAAACUCUCAGACCUCAAGGUACGCUAAUACGGGGUCCCACAACUAUAAUCGGCAAAAGUCCGGUUCACCUGGCAUCUCAAGCCAAUCAGAAGAAACUGAGUGACCCAGGGGGCGGGACAUUCAGAGAUGACGACGAUAUCAACGACGUGGCGUCCAUGGCCGGCGUCAACCUUAAUGAGGAAAACGCUCGUAUCUUAGCGACCAGCUCGGAGCUCGUCGGCACUAAGAUUCGCUCCUGUAAAGACGAGUCCUUCCUGCCCAGCGGCCUGCUGCACCGCCGCAUCCUGGACACAGCUAAGAAGCUGGGAGUGACCGAGGUGCCACUGGAGGUGGUGAACUUCAUCUCUCACGCCACCCAGUCCAGACUGCGCUCGCUGCUGGAGAAGGUUUCAGUCGUCGCUCAGCACCGCACGGACAGCGGGAAGGAUGAAGAGCACCAUGAACCGACGUCAGACGUUCGCUCUCAGCUGCGUUUCUUCGAGCAGUUGGAGCGAAUGGAGAAACAGAGGAAGGACGAGCAGGAGAGAGAGAUCCUGCUAAAGGCUGCCAAGAGUCGGGCCAGACAAGAAGAUCCUGAACAGGCUCGCCUGAAGCAGAAAGCUAAAGAGAUGCAGCAGCAGGAGUUGGCUCAGAUGCGACAACGAGACGCCAACCUCACGGCCCUCGCCGCCAUCGGGCCACGCAAAAAACGCAGGCUCGACUCGCCAGGAGGCUCCUCGGCCGGCACAGAGGUGGCUUCAGGCUCGGGUGCUGGCUCCUCCUCCGCCACCUCCUCCCGCCAGCAGCUCCGCCAGCGGAUCACACGAGUUAACCUCAGGGACUUCAUCUUCUGUCUGGAGCAGGAACGCUCCACAGCUCGCUCUCUCAUGCUCUACAAGGCGCUGCUGAAAUAAGGAGUCCCUCCAGGAGUAGCGCUCGGCCCACCGUAGCUCGCAAACUGGAUCACAUUUCAACCUCUGACACUCAUAUCCUCACUCGUGGUUCACCGUGCCGGUUUCUGUUGGCCUGAGUCCGUUCUUCAGUCCCUGCAGCAUCUCUUCAGUUGGUCCUCUGGACUCUCUUCUCUACAUGUUUUUGAAAAAGGACGUCUCAUAUUUAGCUCGUCUAGUUCUGGACGGCGCGUUACUUCUCAGUUUGUUAAAGCAGAGCUCCACUGAUUGAACGCCACAGGAACAGUGACACUAAUCUACUGUAGCUUCUGAGCUAACCACUGACUAACACAAUGGCUCUCUAAUCUUCUCACUGGUUUCUCUUCGUUUACCUCCAGACAUUUUAUUCACCCUCAAAACAUAUUGAAGAGUUAUUGCUUACAGUUGGUUAGCUCCUUAGAGGCUAGAUCCAGUCCAACCAAACCAGUUUAUACGCAGCUAUGAUAGCUUCCUCUGGUUUGUUUGUUUGAAUUCACCGAUCGCUGCAGUUCCAUAGGAAUUAACCCUUCCUAAGCCCCGCCCCGUUUUGCUCUGUGCUCCAAUCACAGUUAAGCAAGUGUCAGUCAACUUUCUCCUUUCCUGUACUUAGAUAUGCUAUGUGCUAGGCUAAUCUAUACUGAAGUAAUAUGUUAAUGCUAAUGUUAAAAAAAUGCAAACAAACUAGCUAAUCAACAUCAAUCUUUAGCUGGUGUUUUGCUAACAUUAGCUAACUUAAGAUAUAUACAUAUAUAUUCGUCUCUUUUAUCUUUUAACCAUUUUAACUUUUGAACAUAGAUUAGCCUAGCAUAGCAUCUCUGAGUAUAGGAAAGGAGGAAGUUGACUGAGGUUCUAAAAGGGGCGGGGCUUAGGAAAGGUCCAUAUUCUGACCUCUGCACUGUCACACUCAGGAUGGAUAUAAAACUAAAAUAUAAAUCUUCUCUUCCACACAUUCUUAUUCCUCGUCAAAACCUAGCACCUACAUUACCCACAAUGCAACUGUAUUGCGUAUUCUGGAGACACUUAAGGCUUUAUAUUACAUUUAAAACACGUGGAGACACAGUGAGGUGUAAAGUUCUGCUUUAACAGAUUUGAUAUAAAACAUGUUGCAGGUCUGAAACUGGGCGCUCGGUGAAGUGGAUCCUGAGUCCAGCACCGAACCCGAACACGUUCCUUCAGAGUCUCACCUUUCUCUUCCUGUGUCUCCGGAGUUCAGCUGCCGCUCUGCCGCGGCGGGCUCAGGGUGGCGGGAUAUGAGAGGCGGGCACAGAGCGGCGGGAUCAGAGCAGCGGGAUCAGAGCGGCGGGAUCAGAGCGGCGGGAUCAGAGCGGCGGGAUCAGGGCGUUGGGAUCAGGGCGGCGGGAUCAGGGCGGCGGGAUCAGGGCGGCGGGAUCAGGGCGUCGGGAUCAGGGCGGCGGGAUCAGGGCGGCGGGAUCAGGGCGGCGGGAUCAGAGCGGCGGGAUCAGGGCGGCGGGAUCAGGGCGACGGGAUCAGAGCG